AUGUUAUCUCUACCUCGCUGGGCAGCUAUUGCUGCUUCCUUGUUGCUGUUGUCGCCCACUUCUGCCGUCCCGACGCCAGAAGAUAUCGGACCGAGCCGGGAUGCUCUGGCUCCCAGAGCAGACGACGACUGGCAUUGGGUUGCCACCUGGACGUCCAUGCCACAGCUAGUCGAGCCCAACAACAUGCCUCCGUCACCUUUUGUAAGUUCCAACACACCACCGUCGCCCAUCCGGCUGGUCGUGCAGAUUGGGAAAAGCCAGGGUAUGUUGGCCAAGAACAUGACCGGCAACUCCUCGACGAACUUAUCGUCUACCCCACCGCCAGGGUGCGGCAAAGCCUGGACCUUUUCAUCUGCGGGUGCCCGCCUCCGCCUCAGAAGGGGAAAAAAUUUGGCACGAGCGAGAGUACCCAUCACCGCGGCCUCCAUGACCUACAAAAAGGGAUUAGAACAGCGUGGCGGCCAUAUUCUCUUACACGGUCAUACCUGUACCUUAGACGACGGGUCCUCCGCAGGACCCCUCCCGCGCGGCCAGGUCGCCUACACGGACCCAAUCGACUUCGACGCCGCCCCGCAGGCCAACAUCGCCGUGUCCAUCUACUCCCAGCCGGGCCAGUCCGGAAGCAGCAUCACGGGCCACCCGGGCAGCCGCACGACGUCGCACAUGCAGAGCGGCAACCGGGUCAGCGCGGCGACGCUGUCGGGCGGGGCGAAUACCAAGCACUGGUAUUUUGUGUCGGCGGUGGAGGCGUGGGCGCCGCCCGAGGCGGGCGCGUUUGUGAUCUUGGGGGAUAGUAUCACGGAUGGGCGCGGGAGCACGGAUGACGGGAAUGAUCGCUGGCCGGAUCUGUUGUUGGCAAGGCUGCAGAAGGCGGGGAAUUUGAGCCAUGUGGGCGUGAAUAACCAGGCGGCGGGGGGGAAUGCGGUGUUGAAUGGGGGGUUGGGGCCGACGUUGCUGACGAGGUAUGAGCGGGAUGCGUUGAGGGUGGCCGGGGUGAAGUGGGUGAUGGUGUUUGAGGGGGUGAAUGAUAUCGGAGGUGGCGGGACGGAUUCCGGGACGCAGAAUGGGAUUGGGAGCCGGCUGCAGCAGGCGUUUGAGAAGAUCGCGCGGGAUUGUAAGGCCGCGGGGAUCAAGACGAUUGGGGGGACCAUCACGCCGUUUGGCGGGAAUGGGCAGUCCUACUCGAACCCUACGCGCGAGCAGACCCGGGUGAAGGUGAAUGACUGGAUUCUGAAGAGUGGGACGUUUGAUGCGACGGUGGACUUUGGGGCUUUGAUUGGGGAUCCCUCGGUUAAGAGCCAGUUGGCGAGGCAGUAUGAUGGCGGUGACCACCUGCAUCCGAAUGUGGCGGGAUAUCAGGCGAUGGCGAAUGGGUUCCCCUUGGACUUCUUUAAAUGA
Molecule: messenger RNA, 1398 nt
Organism: Chaetomium globosum CBS 148.51
Lineage: Eukaryota; Fungi; Ascomycota; Sordariomycetes; Sordariales; Chaetomiaceae
Exons: 1
Coding region: 1-1398 (465 amino acids)
Source: RefSeq, a predicted model, not a curated record